CUCCAGCUACCACCCUCAAACGCCUGGGAAACGCUCCUCUAAUGCAGCCGCCGCCGCCGCCCCUUCCCUCGCUUCUCCCAUUCAGGCGGCUGCGCUGCCACCCCGCCCAAGCCUCCUCGCCGCCGUCGCCGGGCCCCGCGGGCAGCGAUUGGCGAAGCCGCUUGACAACCACGCAGCCGGCCCGACGCCUCUCGGCUCUUUAGGGAAGCCGAGGCAAAAGGAAAAGCCGCCGGCACGGGCCCGCAAGCCUCUUCUUCUUCGUCCUCCUCCUCCUCCUCAUCCCUUGGGAAGCCCCCGCCGCCAUUUUGUGCGCCUCCCUCCCUCAGCCCGGUUUUUUCCCCUCAGAAUCCCCUCAGAAUCGGCGGCCUCGGGAAAACGGCCCGCCUUGUAGCCUACACAAUGACAGCUGAAGAGACAGUGAACGUAAAAGAAGCUGAAAUAGUCAAACUAAUACUGGAUUUUUUGAACUCAAGAAAGCUUCAUAUAAGUAUGUUGGCUCUAGAGAAAGAAAGUGGUGUAAUUAAUGGACUAUUCUCAGAUGAUAUGCUUUUCUUAAGACAGUUGAUUCUUGACGGCCAGUGGGAUGAGGUUCUUCAGUUCAUCCAGCCACUAGAGUGCAUGGAUAAAUUUGACAAGAAGAGAUUUCGUUACAUCAUACUGAAGCAGAAAUUUUUAGAAGCCUUAUGUGUAAAUAAUGCAAUGUCUUCAGAGGAUGAGCCUCAUCACUUGGAAUUUACAAUGCAGGAAGCUGUGCAGUGCCUACAUGCUCUAGAAGAAUAUUGUCCUUGUAAAGAGGAUUAUAGCAAACUGUGUUUACUACUCACAUUGCCUCGCCUGACUAACCAUGCAGAAUUCAAGGACUGGAACCCCAGCACCGCACGAGUUCACUGUUUUGAAGAGGCUUGUAUCAUGGUGGCAGAGUUUAUUCCUGCUGAUAGAAAACUAAGUGAGGCUGGAUUUAAAGCAAGCAAUAAUCGCUUAUUUCAGCUUCUGAUGAAGGGGUUGUUAUAUGAAUGUUGUGUUGAGUUCUGUCAGAGUAAAGCAACGGGAGAGGAAAUUACAGAGAGUGAAGUGUUACUCGGAAUUGACCUUUUAUGCGGGAAUGGAUGUGAUGAUUUGGACCUUAGUUUGCUAUCGUGGCUUCAGAAUCUUCCCUCUACGGUUUUCUCUUGUGCGUUUGAACAAAAAAUGCUUAACAUUCACGUCGACAAACUUUUAAAGCCUACAAAAGCUGCCUACGCUGAUCUUUUGACACCCCUCAUCAGCAAACUUUCUCCUUAUCCGUCCUCACCCAUGAGGCGGCCCCAAUCCGCUGAUGCUUACAUGACCCGUUCCUUAAAUCCUGCAUUGGAUGGACUCUCCUGUGGGUUAACAGGUCAUGAUAAACGUAUCACAGAUCUUGGGACAAAAACAUCUUCUAUGUCUCACUCCUUUGCUAACUUCCAUUAUCCAGGAGUACAGAACCUUACUCGUAGUUUAAUGUUGGAAACUACAGAUUGCCACAGCAUUUGUGAAGAAUCACCUGAACGAUGUGAAACUCCUGUGGAUUCCCAUAACUCAUCUGGCAAUGAGACGGCACACCAGAAUUCAUUCCCAGAAAAAGAGCCAGCAAAUGGAACACAGAAUCACGGACUAACCAAGCAAGAAAAAAAUGAGCUUCGAGAUUCAGCAGAGCAGUUUCAAGAAUAUUACAGACAGCGGUUACGCUAUCAACAGCACUUAGAGCAAAAGGAACAACAACGGCAAUUGUAUCAACAAAUGUUACUAGAAGGAGGAGUUAAUCAGGAAGAUGGUUCAGAUGCACAACAGAAUCUUACAGAACAGUUUCUUAAUAGGUCUAUCCAAAAGUUGGGUGAAUUAAACAUGGGCAUGGAUAGUCUGGGAAACGACGUGCAAACCCUCAACCAACAUUGCAAUGGGACCAAGGGAAAUGUAUCCAUUCCUCCAGAUUCUAUUCAGACAAUAGCUGGUGAUAAUACAAACAUUAACACAAGCACACCUCAGAAAUUUGGCUCCAGUAAUGAGAUACCAUCUCUUGAAGAAUCACCUGUCCAUGGAAAUCAGAUUGUGCCAGACCAAGCUGCCAUUCAGGCACAACAUGAAGAUUCUUCGGGGAUUGUAAGAAAACCAAGAAGUGAUGAGCAGGAUGACAAAUCAAAGAAACAGUUCAUUUGUAUCAAUACUCUAGAAGAUACACAAGCUGUCAGAGCUGUGGCCUUCCAUCCAAGUGGCACCCUGUACGCGGUUGGCUCUAAUUCCAAAACCCUGAGAGUCUGUGGCUACCCAGAGCUCCCGGACUCAAGCUCCUCCACUGGUGUUCCUCAAAAACUCGUAUUUGACUUAGGCAGAUCUGCGCUCUCUUCUUCUUCUGUAAAGAUCACAACAAAUGGUAAUGGCACUCCUAAACAACCCGCCGUUCGUUUCAAGCGAAACAAACAUCACAAGGGAUCGAUCUAUUGUGUAGCAUGGAGCCCCUGUGGACAAUUGCUAGCUACCGGUUCCAAUGACAAAUAUGUUAAAGUCCUGCCUUUCAAUGCAGAUACCUGUAAUGCCACUGGGCCAGAUCUGGAAUUUAGCAUGCAUGAUGGAACUAUUAGAGAUCUAGCCUUUAUGGAAGGUCCUGAAAGUGGCGGUGCCAUUUUAAUAAGUGCUGGAGCUGGCGACUGUAAUAUUUAUACCACAGACUGCCAGCGAGGGCAAGGUCUCCAUGCGCUGAGUGGCCACACUGGUCACAUUUUAGCACUUUAUACGUGGAGUGGAUGGAUGAUAGCAUCUGGAUCCCAAGACAAGACUGUGAGAUUCUGGGAUCUCAGAGUACCAAGUUGUGUUCGAGUUGUUGGAACAACUUUUCACGGAACUGGUAUGUUUACUGAUAUUGACCUAAAAACACACAUUGGUGAUAGCUGUUCAAAAGUUUUAUUGUACAGAAGAUGGAGAUUGUCACGGUAA
This is a messenger RNA of Thamnophis sirtalis, 2949 nucleotides long. NCBI's taxonomy places the organism in Eukaryota, Metazoa, Chordata, Lepidosauria, Squamata, Natricidae. The record is from RefSeq and is a predicted model, not a curated record.